CCCUCUGCUCCAGCUGUGUAGGUUCAGUCUGUUCGGUAACACUCGACUCUAAUGUCUCGGUUUUUACCGGGACUUCGGCUCUAAACGGAUCCGAGCAGCGGGGCCCGUGGAUCGGUAACCUCUAGGACGGUCGAUGCCGCUCUCGGUGCGGAGGAAGAGGAAGAACCCGGAUGAGAAGCUCCCGGAUCGACCCGGGGAGUCGACUUCAUCAGCCCAGGUGAUGGCGCCGACGCGGAUGAAGCUCCGUGGGCGUCGCCGUGACCGUGCGGCUGAAGGUGCAGGAGCUUCAGAAGCAGGUGGUUGGCAGGCGCAGGAGGAGGAGGAGACAAGCGGAGAGACGACGGGCCGAGCGAGCAGAAGGAAAAACAAUAACACUUUACCUCCAGCUGCUGCUGCCUCCUCUUCCUCUCCGCCCUCCUCCUCAGCCUCGGCCUCAGCGCGAGCGGUGAUGGCGGCAGAGGAGGCGUCACCCGACUCCAAGUGUCCCAUCUGCCUGGACCGCUUCAACAACCUGGCGUACCUGGACCGAUGCCUCCAUCGCUUCUGCUUCCCCUGCAUCCAGGAGUGGUCGCACAACAAGGCUGAAUGUCCGCUCUGCAAGCAGCCCUUCACCUCCAUCCUCCACUCCAUCCGCGGCGAGGACGACUUCAAAGAGUACAUGCUCCGCCCCGCCCCCGCCACCAACAGUGUCGCCGCCACAAUCGCCAUGGUAGCAGCUAUGGCUUCAGCUGCCACAAGCAACCACCAGAUGAGGCUGAUGAUGAGGAGGCACAGGGGUGGAGACGGAGGGGAGACGACCACAAGGAGGCGCAGGAGGGCGAGGGGAGGGGAAGGAGUAGCAGGCAGAAGGGGGCAGGUCUGGGAAUGGUACCUGGACUCUCCUCCGCCGGCCCCCCUCUCUCUGCCUCAUGCUGCUGUCUCUCCUGUGGUCGAUGAGGAAGCGGAGGAGCUGGAGGAGCAGAGGAGGAGGGCCGAUGCUGACCCAUCGGAUCGUGGCGUCUUGUUUGAGGGGCUGACUGCAGGACUUGGAGGGGCAGUGGCUCCUUUGCCGCCCACUGACCGGGAGUCGCGACGCCUCAUGACCCGCUUGGCAGCAAGGCAGCGCCUGCAGCGAGAAGGCGGGACCGUACGGCGGCUGAGGGAGAGAGAGACUGUUUCUUUCCGCCGUGCUCUCUACCGUUGCAGCAUACGGGUCCGUGGUGUUGCCGGCGUCAGUGGUAACCAGGGGCAACAGCAGCGUGACAUCACAGCAGAGAGCUUCCGCAGAAACCCUGUCCACCUGAACAGGCUCCGCCCCUGGCUGCGGCGGGAGCUAACUGUGCUGUACGGUGCUCACGGCUCGCUGGUCGACAUCGUUAAGCGCAUCAUCAUGGCACGGCUCGCCCGCCACGGCCUGGAGGACACGCCCACAAUAGAAGAAGAGCUUCGGCCCUUCCUCCUGGCUCGCACCGACCACUUCCUGCAUGAGCUGGUCAGCUUUGCACGUUCGCCGCUCAGCCUGGAAAACUACGAUCUGCAGGCAGUGUACGAGCCACCGGACGCCGCUUUAGAGCUGGACGGGACAAGCAGCUCGUCUGACAGCAGCUCUGUGAUCGCCAUCUCGGAGGGUGAGGAGGAGGAGGGGCGUGGCGGAGGAGGAUCAACAGAGAUGCAACCGAUGGAGGCUCACGAUGAUGUCAUCCAAACAGGAAGCUGCCUCAGCAUGUCGGCGUGGGACGACGAGACGCCUGGGCCCUCCUACUCAACAGCCGAGCCAUCCUGCUCGCUCUCCUCGCUGUCGUUUAGCCCCGCCCCUCAGGAGGCGUCCAAUAAUGAGGGAGCAGAGAAGGCUGAGGAGGAGGAGUGUCUGAUCGUCGGAUACAAGAAACCGAUCGCCGAGCGGACACCAGAGCUCGUUCAGCUCUCCUCUGACACCGAGGAGGACGAGGAGAAGAAGGAGGAGCCUGAGAAAGUGCCACCACUCCCUUCCUCUGCCCCUCCUCUCCCGUAUUUACCCACAAUCCCUCCCUCCACGUCAGGCGCCUGCAGAAACGAGGAGGACAGCGUGAAGGAGAAGGGUGGGGAUGGGCGACGACGGCGCUCCUGGUCAGGGAGCUCAGAGAGGAGCAGGAACUCAGUGUGCACGCUCAGUCCCGUGACGCCUGCAGACGGCGAGCGGCGGCGGGACAGAAAGCGAGUGAGCAGCGAGGCAGCGAGGGAAAAGAGGAGGAGGAAGAGGAUCAGGAGAGAAAGGGGACGCAGCGGAACCCUCUACAACCCCAACCGCUGCAUCUUUCCCGCCAUGAUGCGUCACCACUCGCCGUUUCACUCUAGCGCAGACUCAGCCUCCCCACCUAGCCCGCCGGACUCCACCUGGAGCUAUCACUGCUCCCAGGUGUCCCCUCUGACCUCCUCCAUCUCCUCCCCCUCAUCCUGCUCCCCCUCCCCCCUCUUCUCCUCCCCUCAGACGCCACCCACUCCCUCGCUCUCUCCCAGUCUUUGCAGCAGCGUUCACCACGGGGAGAAACCCGGUGGGAAGAGGAAGUACAAGAGCCGCCACCUGGACAACGACGACAACGACCCCACAUGGAGGCCGAGCAGCAGCGGCGCCCAGCGGCGGGAGAAGAGGAGGGAGCGGCGGGAGAAGGAGAGAAGACACAGGACAAGAGACAGAGGGAGGAGGAGGGAGAAAGAGAGGAGGGACGCUCAUGGGGCGAGCAGGGGAGACAGCAGCAGCAGGAGGUGCAGAGAUGACCGCAGUCCCAGCGUGGAGAUCAUCUACGAGGGGACCAUAAACUCCAGCGCAACGCAACUCCAGAGACGCAAACGCCGCAGGAAACAUCGCAAGACACAACGCAGCAGUUCCCCAGUGAUCAUCACCCUCGACAGUGACAGCAGCCACGACCACGUCAAUGACAGCAACAGCAGCAGCCCGCUCAGCAGUCAGCAGACGGUCGACUUCUCCGACCUCCCUCCCCUUCCGCUCAUGAAUUCUGCCGGGGUCGGCGGAACCUUGAACGCAGAAUUCGGCGAGCUUCCAGCAGACAUCUUGGACCAGGGAUCUGACGGGGCGGAGACGGAGCCUGCGGGACAGCCCAUGGCUGCGGAUCCCAUCGCCAUCGACAACAGCGACAGCAGUGACGGUGAAGUGGACGUGGAAAAUGUGGAGGAAAGCGAGUCGGCGCUGGGACUGGAUGAAGAAGUACCAAAGAGAGAGGCGGAAACAAGGACAGCUAUCAGUGAGAGCCAAAAUGCUCCCAAACCUUCAGAUUCGUUCCAGAAAAGAGACCCUGAAGAUUUACCAGCAGAUAGCCGCCUGCUGGCCACCAUCCUCAACGACCUUAAGGGAAUCUCUUCUUCUAACUUCGAACCAAACAACUCAUUGGAUACGAGGAAAAAGCGUUUAAGGGAUCAGUCAGAGCAGAACAACUUGGACUUCUCCAAGGAGCGACCGUUUAACGCUUUCAAAGACCAAAACUGGGUCUCUGGCUUGCCAACAUGUAGUUCCUCCAUCCCCUCCCUGCCCCCUCAGGAGCAGCACAAGGAAAUCCAGGUUCGAGAGGAAGUCACGGACAUGCCCCCUCUUCUGAAACAAGCCAGUCCAGUUCGCUCGCAUAACAGAAACACGCCCCCACCUUUGAAACACAAAGAUGCAGGAAGUCCUCACCUCUUCCCCAUCCCUCCUUUCGAUGUGCACUCUGCCUCUUUAGACCGGAUUGGUGUAGACCCUCGUGUUCUUCCCGCCCCCCCCGUUGAUUCCCAUUCAGGUUCUGAGCAGCAUUUAGAUAACCGGACCAUCCCUCCCAUUUCAACCCUGAAGAGACAUUUCACAAGCUCUCUGGCUCUGCUAGAUUCGCCGUCUACAAGCAGCAGUUCAGCCGUUGACUCGCAGUCUUCCUGCCGUUUGGCGUCCGUUGACUUCCAUUUGGCUGCUCCUUCUAAAGUUGGAGCAUUGAGCGUUGAUGUCCAUUCCACAAGCCACAAACAUCCCAUUGAUUCCUGCUCCUCUCUUGGGUCUCAAAACAGCGAAAACUUGGUGCCACAUCAGGACUUCAUGUCUGUUUAUUCCUCAAAGUCAUGCUCCAGUCGGAACAGCACAAAAGAAGCGCCCCCUGUUGACUUGCAUCAUGAGAAUUCUUUGUCUCCUGUUGAUUUCAAUUCAGCUAAAAGUGGCUGGUCCAAAGAGAAGCCAGCUUACUCCGGAUCUACCUCCAGAGGCAGCAGGAACGAGGCCCAAAGCUCAAAUUCCUGCCAGGUAACCCCCGCUAACCUCCAUCUUUCCUGCAGAGCGUCCACGGAGGGAUCAUCGGCAGGUAGGGAUGACUUCUCAGGAGCCGACCCGAAUGACACGCCACAUCCUGUUAGUGUUUCAUCUCAGACUCAGAGUCCCCCGUCACCUGUUAACUCCCACUUUUCAUGUAAGGAGGAGAACUUGUCAGAAAGAUUUUCCCCAGCGCCAACCGUCGACUUCCACCGUAGCGCCGUCCCAUCCUUAAACGAGCGUUCUUCCAGCUUUGUCAGUGAUUUACUUGGCGGACACUUGAACCACACACCCUUACCCUCCAUGAACUUCCAAUCACAGCACAGGAAAAACAGCUCUCUGCCCAGGCAGGUCAUUGACUCCCACUCUGACUCGAAACCUUUCAACCACUUCGAUCCAACUCUAGACCUGAAGAUCAACGCCAGUCGCUCCAAACAGCAACUCUCUGUUGACCCUCAGCCACCCACAGACGCUUGUUCAAAGAAAUCCCUGCUCCCCUCGGAGGAUCGCGCUGUCUUAUCCGUCGACAACCACUGCAACUCGAACGCCUCCGCCGACGCCUGUUCAGACUCUCAAUCACCCACUGAUGAACUCGCCACUAGCAGCUUCUUAAAAACACGCCUAAAAUAGACGUUUUAAAGACAAAAUGUAAGGACAUUUUCUAAACAUUUGUAUGUACUUUGAAUUGUUUAUAAGAUCAUUUCUGUUGAUUUAAAAUGUUGCUGCUCUUUUUUCCUUGUUGUACGUUCAUGAGCUGUUUGUAAGGAGCUUUAAAGUGUCCAUUCUAGUUCAUUUCUACCAAGCAAGGUCGGAUUUUGUUUUCAUUUAUAUUUAAAACUUUCAAGGUGUUUCUGAUUUGGGCAUAAGCAGUCAUAUUUUUGUUUCAAACACGUGAAAAGUAGGUCAAUCAGUUUGUUUAAAUUUGUCUGAAAUAGCCAUGGAAGGGUUAUUUAACGUGAUUCUGAAGAACUCCCUGUUGAUUUUGGAGAAUGAUAAAAUGAUGAAGGUCUGGGGACUACUGAUGGAACCUCAGAACUUCAAAAGGCCAAAAAUAAAUUUAAA
Messenger RNA from Cheilinus undulatus (humphead wrasse), 5302 nucleotides. Its product is annotated as E3 ubiquitin-protein ligase Topors-like. Gene Ontology annotation, biological process: protein monoubiquitination; protein polyubiquitination. Lineage: Eukaryota; Metazoa; Chordata; Actinopteri; Labriformes; Labridae. Gene Ontology annotation, molecular function: metal ion binding; ubiquitin protein ligase activity. The record is from RefSeq and is a predicted model, not a curated record. The transcript has 4 exons. The coding region runs from base 134 to 4870 and encodes 1578 amino acids.